UUCAGCUGCUACCUUAAUUUUCUGAUCUGGGGUCUUACUAUUUUUAUCUUUAAAGUGCUCUGUUUCAUUACCAUCUGGCUUUUCUUCUAGAUGUAAUGAGAUCAAGAAUUGAAGCAUUGUUUCCAAUUCUUUGACCAGAUUUAAAGUUUCAAUUUUUUUUUCUUGUGAACUGUGUAAUUGUAUUUUUCAAUGGAAGAAGAUCAAGAAUUCAAGCAUGUAUGCAAGUUUUGUAGCAAGAGCUUCCCCUGUGGUAGAUCCUUGGGUGGACAUAUGAGGUCUCACAUGACUACCAACAAUAAUUCAGCUGAAACAGAUGACAAACUCAUAAAGAAAAAGCUUGUUUCUGUCAAAAAUGUUGUCAAUGAUGCUGACACUGAAACUCGCCUUGAAGCUGGGAUUAAUGGUGGCUAUAUCCUCAGAAAGAAACACAAGAAGACACGGAGACUAUUAGAUUCAAGUGAAGACACUUCAGUUCAUGACAAGGUUUGCAAAGAGUGUGGCAAAGGUUUCCAAUCUUGGAAAGCAUUGUUUGGUCACAUAAAGUGUCAUUCAGAGAAAGAAAGAGCUUCCAAUAAUAGCUUGGAGGAGCAAGAUUCUUGGACCAGUGCUAACCAAAAGCUGGUAAUGGAUAGCCAAUCUGACAAUGAAACUGCUGCUCCAAGUAAAGGGAGGAGAUCCAAAAGAAAAACAAGGUACAUGUGCACUGAAAAUUCUUCAAUCUCUUUAAGUAACCAUGCUUCCUCUUUCAUGUCGGAAAUUGAACAAGAACAAGAAGAGGUUGCUUUAUGCUUGAUGAUGCUUUCUAGAGAUGUGGGUCAUUGGGCUGGCUUGAAUUCUUUUGCCGAAUCUUCUGAUAAUAACUCUGUGUUUUUGGAAGCUAAAAUUGGGAUUAAAGCUUCCAUCUGUAAUGGUAAGGAGGUCCAGAAGUUGAAAAAACAGAAAGAGAAGAAGUUAGAAUCUGCUAUAGUGGAUUCUGAGACUUUCCAAACUGGGGGUGUACAAUCAGAAUUUUGCGCUUCUGAGCUGUCAAAAACUUGGGUUAUUAGAGUGAAUAAAAGUGAAAGCGAAGUUUCUGAACAAACAGGAGUGAAUAGAGCUCAACUGGGCUCCAAUAAGUUGAAUUCAAGCAGGAGAAAGUUACCAGGUCGCUCUUAUGAUCCUGAACUGAAAUCAGGUUCUGUGAACAAAUUGACAGCUGAUGUUCUUGACUCUGAAUUCUGUAAGGAUCCUCAUAAGAGAAGCAAGUUUGAAUGCACUACUUGUAGCAAAAUCUUUCAUUCUUACCAAGCUCUCGGAGGUCAUAGAGCUAGCCAUAAGAAAAUCAACGGCUGCUUUGCCUCAAGAAUUGACAGCAGUGAAAAUAGCAUUGAAACUGAAAACUCCCCCGACCCAACAGCCGAUAGCAAGCUUGUCAAAUCAAUUGGCAAUGAAACUCCCAUUGCUCAUUUAGCUGCAGACAGUGAUGAUAAGAGGAGCAAAGGACAUGAGUGCCCCAUUUGUCUCAAGGUUUUCCCAUCAGGCCAAGCCUUAGGUGGUCACAAGAGAUCUCAUUUGAUCGCUCAGGCAAAAGAAAACCAAACAAUUGUAAUUCAAAAACCAAUUCCGGAAAUUCGUGACUUUCUUGAUCUUAAUCUGCCUGCUCCUGUUGAAGAAGAAACCGUGUUCAUUUGGGGUUCAAGCCUUGGUGGGUUGGAAGCAGCCACAAGCACGAAGCAUUAG
Molecule: messenger RNA, 1719 nt
Organism: Durio zibethinus
Lineage: Eukaryota; Viridiplantae; Streptophyta; Magnoliopsida; Malvales; Malvaceae
Source: RefSeq, a predicted model, not a curated record